Meyerozyma guilliermondii ATCC 6260 is the source of this 1212-nucleotide messenger RNA. It is a transcript of the gene ILV5, whose product is annotated as ketol-acid reductoisomerase. Gene Ontology annotation, cellular component: mitochondrion. Lineage: Eukaryota; Fungi; Ascomycota; Pichiomycetes; Serinales; Debaryomycetaceae. The record is from RefSeq and is a predicted model, not a curated record. Gene Ontology annotation, biological process: L-valine biosynthetic process. Gene Ontology annotation, molecular function: ketol-acid reductoisomerase activity. The transcript has a single exon. The annotation marks the transcript as partial.
AUGCGGCGAAGACUGGAGCAAUGCGCCGUACAACUUUAUGCGGCAGAAGUUAUCUACGGCCUGUACUGGCCUGUACAGGCCUCCGCUAGUCCGCAGUCCCACCGCUGGCGGCCCUGUACCGGGGCGGGGCGACACCGGAGGUUGUAUGCAGGAAAUUACUCACCUGGACGAAAUUUUCACUUCUCAUAUAAAAGUUAUUCCCCCCACCCUAUUAGUGAAUUGAUAAUUAUGUCUUUCAGACUCGCUACUCGCUUUGCGCGCCCCGCUGCCAACGCUGCUAAACAGACCGUGGCCACCAGAACAUUGACUGUCUUGGCCAGAUCGCCAGCUGUCAGAGCCAUGUUCACCAACAAAUCGUCCAUGUCAAUUGGUGCCAUUCGUGGUGUUAAAACCAUCAAUUUCGGUGGAAUGGACGAGGUUGUUCACGAGCGUGCCGACUGGCCUCGUGAGAGAUUGUUGGAGUACUUCAAGAACGACACCUUGGCUUUGAUUGGUUACGGAUCCCAAGGUUAUGGUCAAGGUUUAAACUUGAGAGACAACGGAUUGAAUGUUAUUAUUGGUGUUAGAAAGGAUGGUGCUUCAUGGAAGGCUGCCAUUGAAGACGGAUGGGUUCCUGGUGAGAACUUGUUUGAGGUCAAUGAGGCUAUUAACAAGGGUACUUAUGUGAUGAACUUGUUGUCUGAUGCUGCUCAAUCUGAGACUUGGUCUUCUAUCAAACCAUUGAUUACCAAGGGUAAGACCUUGUACUUUUCGCACGGUUUCUCUCCUGUUUUCAAGGACUUGACCCAUGUGGAGCCACCUACUGACGUUGACGUUAUUUUGGCUGCUCCAAAGGGUUCUGGUAGAACCGUCAGAUCCUUGUUCAAGGAAGGUAGAGGUAUCAAUUCUUCAUACGCCGUCUGGAACGAUGUUACCGGUAAGGCCGAGGAAAAGGCUAUUGCUUUGGCUGUUGCCAUUGGUUCUGGUUACGUUUACCAAACCACUUUCGAAAGAGAAGUCAACUCCGAUUUGUAUGGAGAAAGAGGAUGUUUGAUGGGAGGUAUCCACGGUAUGUUCUUAGCCCAAUACGAAGUUUUGAGAGAGAACGGCCACACCCCAUCUGAAGCUUUCAACGAGACUGUUGAAGAAGAAUACUCAAUCUUUAUACCCAUUGAUUGGAAAGUACGGUAUGAACAUACAUGUACGAUGCCUGCUCCACCACUGCCAGAAGGU